AUGGACAAAGAUGAACACUUAGCAUUCUUGAAGGAAUUGGAUUUUCAUGGGAAAGGCAAUUGGGCUAAGAUUGCUAAGGAUUUCGUGCCUAGCAGAACAUCAACACAGGUUGCUAGUCAUGCUCAGAAGUACUUCAUGAGAUUAUUGGAUGCUAAUUCCAAUGAGAGAAAAUAUCGCAAGAAAUCAAGUGUUUUCAAUCUUAGUCUUGAAAAAAUAGAGGACAAUCAUCAUGCUUUUGAAAAUAAUCAACAAAGUGUCCAAGAAACUCAUAAUGUUUCAAGUUAUGUUCCAAUAGAAAAUAAUCAACAAAGUGUUGAAGAAACUCAUAACGUGCCAAGUUUUGUCCAAAUUAUUACAGAGUGA
Molecule: messenger RNA, 363 nt
Organism: Solanum dulcamara
Lineage: Eukaryota; Viridiplantae; Streptophyta; Magnoliopsida; Solanales; Solanaceae
Product: probable transcription factor At5g61620
Exons: 1
Coding region: 1-363 (120 amino acids)
Biological process (GO): response to ethylene; response to gibberellin; response to auxin
Molecular function (GO): DNA binding
Source: RefSeq, a predicted model, not a curated record